Hibiscus syriacus is the source of this 483-nucleotide messenger RNA. RefSeq names its product protein NOI4-like. The coding region runs from base 68 to 301 and encodes 77 amino acids. NCBI's taxonomy places the organism in Eukaryota, Viridiplantae, Streptophyta, Magnoliopsida, Malvales, Malvaceae. The transcript is spliced from 3 exons. The record is from RefSeq and is a predicted model, not a curated record.
UUCCCCUCUCUCCGCAGCCCUAUUAUCUCUCCCUUCAACAACAAGAGAGUUUUUCUCUCAAGAAUUCAUGUCGGAGCGGGGACGACCAUUGCCGAAAUUCGGUGAAUGGGAUGUCAACGAUCCUGCAUCGGCCGAGGGAUUUACCGUGAUCUUCAACAAGGCGAGGGACGAGAAGAAAACAGGCGGCAAACCCGAGUUAGUGGAAAAGGCUGACCCUUAUGGUAAACCUGAAGCCAAAUCCGACAAACCCCAGACCAAAAAAUGGCUUUGUUGCGUUCGCGACCCGAAUUCCGAAUCGUGAUGAACUUGUCCCGAUUGUAAGACCUUCUGGUAUCUACUGGGCAUGGAUGAGAUAUUUUUCUGGGAUUUAAUUCUUGAGUGUAAAAUUUUAUUGUGGUGAGGGAUAUAAGAGCAAAGAAGACAAAAGCAUGCAUUACUACUAUAUAAAUCUUCUUGUUAUACAGGUAAUUGGUGUGUUUUUCA